Messenger RNA from Exaiptasia diaphana, 3736 nucleotides. RefSeq lists its product as uncharacterized. The record is from RefSeq and is a predicted model, not a curated record. Bases 213 to 1511 code for a protein of 432 amino acids. Gene Ontology annotation, molecular function: protein binding. NCBI's taxonomy places the organism in Eukaryota, Metazoa, Cnidaria, Anthozoa, Actiniaria, Aiptasiidae. The transcript is spliced from 4 exons.
CUGUAAAAAAAUAUCAUACAGAGUAUCGAAAUGGGGAAAAUGUAACCUGUCCACCAAGUCACAAUAAACAAAUCAUCCACCCCUCUCCCCUCCCGUCAAAAGGUUCAUGAUCUUUACCUGUCACUGCACAGGAGCCGAACGAAGUAACGAAGCUGACCGAAGUUCAUCAUCGUUCUAGUAAACUGAGCAUCGUACACAUCGUUCUUAGCGACAUGCUGCAUGUCAACAACUUAUCGCGGAGCUUGUGGCUUUUGGGUUUGACUGUGAUAUUUACUGUUCUGGAGUCAACUGCACGGGGCUGCACAGUGAAUCAGUACAAGAGAGUCUCUGGUGGAAAGGUUACAUGUAUUGAUUGUCCUCUAUGCCCAGCUGGUUAUGGCCUAAGAUAUCAAUGUGGUACAACCUUACCAGACCAUGGUAAAAUAAAGUGUGAUCCAUGCAUUAAAGGAGUGAAUUACUCGAUAGAAUAUAACCAUGAACAAUGCAAACCAUGCUCUGCAUAUUGCUCUGAUGAUCAAGUUACAACAUGUACAACAGAUAGCAAACCUAUAUGCCAACCCCAGUGUAAAAGUAAAGAAAACUACUAUCAAAACAGUUCUAAUGACUGCCAGAAAUGCUCACGGUGUUGUGGUGAUAGAAAUGAUGUUGUAGAAAAUGAAUGUAUAAAGAAAGGCAUGCCACUUGAGCAAAGAUGCAGCAUUCACAGAAAGAAGAAGUGUACUCCAACUCUGGGUACUGGAACUCCAAAUGUGACACAAACAAACUCCUCUGUUUCUACCACAAGUACCAUUGUAUAUAGUAGUACAACUCAGAAGCCCAUUGGACCGACUGAUUCAAAGAAUAAAAAGGAAGAUAGUGAAGGAAAUACUAUCUUGUAUGUGGGAAUUGGUCUUCUUGUUGUUGUCAGUGUUCUGAUAAUGGUGGUAAUUUGCUUUAUGAGAAACCCAUGCAUGCGCUGGUACAAUUGUAGAUUCAAACGUGAUGGUGAGGAUCAAAGAGUAUGUUUUGUCAAUCUUCCAAAUCACCUUGUCAAUGGUGCAGAUACUCCAAUUUUUGAUUGGUUCAAAAAGGGAGAUAUAAGGCGUGUUAAAGAGAAAAUUUGUACCAUGCUUGAUACUCAGAAGUCAUUUGCUAAAGUCGCUAGGCAAUUCAAUAUGGAUGAGGAUGAGAUCAAAUUGUUGAUUGAAAGGCCAGGGAAUCACCCAACUGAAGUUGUUCUAGAAUACGUGGAGUGCAGUUACGAUCCCAACCUAACAGUUUCAGACUUUAUAAAGUGCACUGAUGCCAUUCACAGAAAAGAUGUCUCAAAAGUAUUGAAAAGAGCACUAUAUGAUUAUACCAACACUACAUCACAGGCUCCCACACCACAAGACUCUUUAUCUCAGGCAACCACAUCUCAAGCAGCCACAUCUCAAGCAAGCACAUUGCAGGCCACCACAUCUCAAGCAGCCACAUCUCAGGAUAACCCAUCACAGGCCAUUGCAUUGCAAGUUGCCACAUCACAGGUUUAACGUUGCAAGAAGAUGAGAUUAUCAUUCUCUGAAAGUGUAUGUGUUUGUCAUAAAUCAAGCAUGUAGUUGAUGACGACAAAAUAGCAUUUUUAAUCAUUUUUUAAAAGCACUUUUUGAUAAUAGUUGGUGUUUAUAGUUGAACAGAAAAAAUGAAUGCAUUCAAAAGUGAUUAUUGGGUAUGAUACAGUAGAAACCUGCAUAUAAGAACCUGAAAAUUAAGAACCUGCUAGCCUUAAAUAUGGGUUUUAAACACCCUAUAUAAACAACAACCUAUUUAGCCUUAAUUUGGCAUCCUGUGUUAUAUCCGGAAUUUCUGUGUAAUUAGACAGAAAUUCCGGAUGUAACACAGGCUUUAAUUUGAAAAAAGGUUCAUUUAGUCAUAAUACAGCUGCAGAGCAAGAUUCACAUUUGAAGGAAAAGCAGAUUCUCAUUACUGUAAAAAUGAGUUUUUAUGAAUGAUUUUUGGUGGGGGUGGGGGUGGGGGUCAAGAAACAGGACAUAGGCAAAUAACCAUCUUGUUUUGAAGCGAAGUCAUAUUUGCUUUAAGUAGCCUUAAAAUUGUGUUAAUUACCAUUUAUAAAAUAACCUGUUUAGGCUACUUCUCUAAAAUGUAGACUGUUCUUAUAUGCGGGUUUCUACUGUUUCAGUGACAAAAUUGGGAUUUCCAAGUUAUAUUUUAGGAAGGAUUAAACCUAGUGUCUGUACUAAAUGAAUUUAAUUUUUAUAAAAGAUAAUAAUUACAAACAAUAAGGUAUAUUAGUGGUGUUAAAAACCUAGGCUGAUCUAUUGGAUUAAGUCCUGCAGGGCCUGUGACUUGCUGACAUAAAAUCAGGUGAUUAUGAUGAUAUUAAUAAUGUGCUAUUAGAUGAUAACCGGAAUAAUCAUGUUACAGAAAUAAUAUCUUAAUAUGCAAUAAUUGUAAAGUAAAUCAGAUUAAUUAACUCUUGCAGUAAUAUUUAGAAAGCUAAAGAUAUAUUGAUUAUAUAACAAUUAAUAAAUAACCGUAGCUGGUUGGACGAAAGGGAAUUAACAUUGUCAAGUGGAUAUCCAGUGAAUAAGUUAGAAUUUCCACAAAAUCUAUUAAGACAGAGUAUGAUUUUAUCUGGUGGAUAAAUCAACACAACUGGAAUUUAAGUAUAUAUUUAUAUACAUGACAACAGCAUGCUAUAUGAAAGUUAAAUGCUUGCAGAAAAUGCACUAAUUUAUUGCRAUAAAGUCUAAUGCUAUUUAAUGGUGUAAAAUGUCUUUAAGAUAUUAUUUGUUUUUAUUAAGUAAUAUUUUUGUCACAUAAUUUCACGAUUGUUUUCCCCAGAAAUCAAGAAUCCAUUUAAUAUAACUAACCAGUUGCUUAUAAUAUAAUAUAAACUCUAAUUUAAGUGUGAUCUAAACUAGGGUUUCUCUUUGCUUCCAGUAAGUUGAAAGAGCACUUUAUUAGAAUGAGUAAGAUCUGAAAUUUUCAGUUUUGUAACUUCUUAUGGACCGAAAUUUGAUGUUGCAAAGAUUUGAGUACAUGUCGUAGAAUGUUUAUACUUUGUUUAUAUUUUUAGGUGCAUAUGUGAUAUGUUCAUAUAGUUCUAAUAACUCAAGUGAUUUUAGAACAAUCUUUCAUAUUGUGAAAAAAGAUUUUUGAAGAAAACAUGGGGCAUUCCUGCCAUUUGAAAUGCCAUCAUAAAAAUUUUGAUAUUGGUAUGGGGCAUUGGCAGCCAUAUCAUUUUCAACAAAUUCAACAGAUUCAAAAGCAGUUUUUAGCAUUUGUAAAAAUCAGACUCAAUUAGAAGUUUUAUGAAUAUCAAAGUGUUGUUUUCUAGAAAACACACAAAGCAAAACACAACAACUAAAAACAAAACACACAAAAAAGGAAGAAAAAGGAAUGUCAGUAUAGUAACUUAUAUCUUAGAUGGUUUAAAAUUGACACAAAAAAAUAUUUGGGUGGAAAUCAAGGGUGUGAAUUCUUUUCUGUGAGUGAUAUCUGUGAUUUUUCAUUCUGUAAUCUGUUUAUUGAGAUAUUAUAAAUCAAAUCAGGACAUGUAGGCUUGUCCAAAACACAACAUCAAGACACAAAACAUCAAAACACAUUUUACAAGAUUGUAAAAUUUCAUGUCCUGAYCAAGCCAGGAAUUUGGCUGGAAAUUUGAUUGUAGAUCUAUGUGUAAUCAUAUCUAUUUGCAAAAAUGUUGUCAGAAAAAAAAUGAAAAAAUAAAUGAGAAAAAUUGAAAGAAGAUCAA